AUGCUCCUUUCUUUCUUCAGAGACUUUAUUGAACAGAACUAUGUGGAGCUGAAAAAGGCUAAUCCAGACUUUCCCAUAUUAAUCAGAGAAUGCUCAGAGGUUCAGCCUAAACUAUGGGCACGAUAUGAAUUUGGAAAGGAGGUGAGCGUCUCCCUUAAUAAUCUAAAGGCUGAACAAGUAGCCAAAGCCUUAGAGUCUGUUGCGAACAGCAAGCCAUAA
Staurois parvus is the source of this 219-nucleotide messenger RNA. NCBI's taxonomy places the organism in Eukaryota, Metazoa, Chordata, Amphibia, Anura, Ranidae. The record is from the annotation of a GenBank genome assembly.